ACAUCUUCUGAUGUCGUCAGACUGGUCACUCUCGACAUUAGCUGCGCCGCGAAACAAGCUUACGGCAUCAAAUUAACAUUCUAUUGUAUUUCUUAAUUAAAUAAAGCAGUAUCUACAUAAGUUACUAUAUUGGGGACCCCGACGUGAUAAACAAAAUGCUGAAUACCGAAACCCGAAUACGCGCCGGCAGCUGGCACAUGUGUCGUGGACGAUUUGAAACGCGACAUCGCUGCCAUCAAGGCUGCUUUAACUAUUCUGCAGAACAUGCAUUCUCCCAGCCAUUCUCGCCCAGCCGAUCUCAACGAGCAGCAACUCCGAGCACCACGUGUCUGCUUUUAUCAUGCCAAAUUCGGACCUAAUGCACGAAAAUGCUCCUCGCCCUGUGCCUGGGUGCCACAGCAGGGAAACUAAAGAAUCUGUCAUCUGUUCAGGCGACUGGUGACAGCAGAUCUCCAAGCACUCGCCCCUCAAAGGAGUACUGACUUCACAUAAUCGAUCGUAAUACUAACAUAAAAUUCGUAGAUCUCCAAGCACUCGCCCCUCAAAGGAGUACUGACUUCACAUAAUCGAUCGUAAUACUAACAUAAAAUUCGUUAUCGAUUCCGGAUCAGUCAUCUCUUUCAUACAUGUUUCCAUAAUCAAGGGAAUGCAUCGUCGCAAAGACGACUUCAAACUCUACGCGGCCUUAACCUACGGCGUAAGUUUACCUGGUCGUUCGUCGAUGCGAAUGAUGUCCAAUCAGCAGUCAUCGGAGCAGAUUUCCUCACGCACCUCGGCCUCAUCCUCGACCUCAAGGGCCCAAAUUAAUUAGUGCCUCACCACCGGCACGCCGGGAUUUCGAUCUCUCACUCUAGCAAGGAGUGAUUCGUCUCUCCAUCAGCCAAUGGGCCAGUCCUAUUCAUUCUCCAAGAAGAGCAACAAAUGGCGCACUACUGGUGAUUAUCGCAAACUUCAUGCUUCCCUUAUUCCAGAUCGCUACCCGAUUUCCCAUGGGGCAGACAUUCUUCAACGUCUGCAUGGAUGCUCGGUUUUCUCCACAAUCGAUUUGGUGCGUGCCUACCGCAGGUUCCCAGUCGCGCCAGAUGAUAUUCCGAAAACAGCCGUCACUACACCGUUCGGCCUUUUCGAGUUCGUCGGCAUGCCAACCGGACUGCGCAAUGCCGCGCAAACCUUCCAGCGCCACAUGGACAACCUGCUUCGUGGCAUUCCAUUCGUAGGAUGCUAUAUAUAUAUAUAUAUAUAUUUUUUUUUUUUAAAUUAAUACUUUGUCUGUAUUUUCUUUACGUCUGUAUUUUCUUACAUAAAAAAAAAAAAAAAUUUACGUGCAAAUGAAGUACAACGGA
Drosophila yakuba is the source of this 1343-nucleotide messenger RNA. RefSeq lists its product as uncharacterized. The transcript has 2 exons. Lineage: Eukaryota; Metazoa; Arthropoda; Insecta; Diptera; Drosophilidae. The record is from RefSeq and is a predicted model, not a curated record. Bases 647 to 811 code for a protein of 54 amino acids.